AUGGUUAUCAAGAAGCGUCAGAUUCUCUGGGACUGGACCAACACCGGUGGUGAUGGACACCCAGGCGUCCCUGAUAAGAUCAACCAAGUACCUUUCGGUGGUAACAGCCCAGUUGCCUCCGUGGUGAACUGGAAUACGUGGGUACCCCCUGAGCUCAAGGAUCGAGUACCAUUCCGGCCUAUGGUCCGUGUUCUCGAGAGCACGAAAGGCGGAGAAUGGGCUCAGAUACAGAAUACAAAGUACCCUAUUAUCCUUUAUUUCAACGAGCCUGAGCGCGCCAAUAUAAGCCCAGAGCAGGCAAGGGAUAUCUGGUAUGGCCAGAUGCUCCCCCUGAGGAAGAAUAAGGGGAAGCAACUCGGUUCUCCGGCUGUUGCCUCUGAUGACAACGGUCGGAAGUGGAUCGAAAAGUUUAUGUCGCUUGUGUCAAAAGAUCCUCCUGACUUUCUGUGCUUGCACUACUACUCAAAGAAUGCCAAUGAUGCCAUCAAGUAUAUCCAGGACAUGCAUAACAAGUGGCCUAAGCAUAAAGUCAUGGUUACCGAAAUCGCAUGCAUCGACCGCAACUACCAGGCCGUCGUAGACUUCACUGUCCAUAUCUGCAACUGGCUAGACAGCCAGAGCUGGGUCUUCGAAUACGGUCUCUUCGAUUUCCAGCGUAAUGUUGCCGACGGCUUUGUUAGCCCUGCUGCCCAGCUCAUGGAUGCAAACGGCAACUUUACAGAGCUAGGUAAGAUGUAUGUUCAUCAGCAGCCCAUGAAGGCACCCGGUGUUGCUACCAAUGCCUUCAUUUCAUUGAACGCCAUCGAGGAGAAUGAUUCGCAAGUUGAUGCGAGCGAUGAUGCGAAAACCGGGGAGCCGUUAUCUCACGAAUCCAACGGUGAGACCACCGAAGCCCCCGAAGUCGCGGAAAAUGGUGAACUGGUCCAGUUUAGCAUCGCUGCAGCUCUCGGCCCAGAUCAACAAAAAGCUCUAGAUAUCCACAAUAACAAGCGCAAGGGCAAGGGGCUCAAGCCCCUCGCAUGGGAUAACCAACUUGCCAAAAACGCCGAGAAUUACGCAAAGCAUCUCGCUCAGAUUGGCAAAUUGCAACACUCGAGUGGUGACCAGCGACCCAACCAGGGUGAAAAUCUUGCAUGGGCUUCCAGCUCCAGCACACCUCUCGCCAUGUCUGCAAACCUGUGGAUUGCCGAAGAAAAGAACUACCACGGUGAGCCGAUCGGUCAGGGCGAUUUCGGAUCAUACGGUCAUUACACUCAAUGUAUGUGGAAAUCGACUACCAAGGUCGGAAUGGGCUCGGCUAAGGACGCCAAAGGUGGUGUUUAUGUCGUCGGGAGAUAUUCUCCUCCCGGAAACUUCACCGGUCAGAAACCGUACUAA
Molecule: messenger RNA, 1377 nt
Organism: Daldinia childiae
Lineage: Eukaryota; Fungi; Ascomycota; Sordariomycetes; Xylariales; Hypoxylaceae
Product: Pathogenesis-related protein 1C
Exons: 5
Coding region: 1-1377 (458 amino acids)
Biological process (GO): fungal-type cell wall polysaccharide metabolic process
Cellular component (GO): fungal-type cell wall
Source: RefSeq, a predicted model, not a curated record